AUUAAGCUUGAGAUUAUAUGAUAAAGAAAAUAGUACCCUCAUCUGUUUUGGUAUUGUCAAUAUCAUAUAUUAGGAAUAAAAAAUAAUUGUUAUUCCUAAUAUACGAUAUUGACAAUACUGAAAAACACUCUGGUAAUAACUUCUAUAUAUUACAUAUGGAACACGCUAUGAACUGAUCAACAGUCUGAAUAAGCAAGUUGGUAUUCGUAUUACAGAAGGUGAGACGACAAGUCUGCAGGUUCGACUGGUGGAUGGGUCCUCGCAAUAUGAAGGCAGGGUGGAGGCGUUCUAUGAAAACGAGUGGGGCACGAUCUGUGAUGACCAAUUCGACUACUUGGACGCCACCGUCGUCUGCCGGAUGCUCGGUUUGCCCACUGACACGGCUACACCGCACAAAGGUGGUCACUUUCCGUCAGGAACUGUGCCGAUCAUGAUGAAAGAUUUAAAGUGUAUCGGAAGUGAGGACAACAUCGGGAAGUGUCGUUACCGAGGUAUUGCCACGAACAUGAUGUUGGGCAGGUGCUCCCACCGCGAAGACGUCGGCGUCACGUGUGCAGUUUUACCGGCCAUUCGAGUAGAAUCGUGCAUGGCAGACAACAGACAGACAGGAGACAAUCUGGAGACUUUGAAGAUCAUCGAUAACAGCUGUCCAUCAUCUGAGAUCGGGAAACUGAUGCGAGAGAAGCCGACCAGGUCCCCCGACACCACGAAGGUUACAUUCCAACUCCAGCCGUGGAUGUUUAACAAGUUCCUCGACAUCUCUGUGUCUUGCACCGUCAAAGUGUGUCCCAUGGGACAGACCUCGUCCUGUGAUCCGACCAACUGUGAUGGGGGAGGAGACAGGUUUGGAAGAAAGCGGAGAUCUCUUAAUGUCUCGGAUGAGUACGUCCGAAAGUCGUUCAGCAUCCGCAAGUCGUCUGUCACACAUCCGACACGGAAGUCGGAGAGUUUGGAAGAAACUGAUGAUGUCAAACUCAAUGUCACAACUCUGAUUGCAGCUGGCAUUGCCAUGGUGAUCAUCAUGAUGCUUGUCAUCACCAUUGUGGUCAUUUUGCUUCUGAGGAUGAAACGGUCCAAACGUAACUCCAAGGUACAGGAUGUGUGUCAACAGAAGCAGGCCACCUAAUUCCAGAGGAAACAUAAUCCACUUGUAGAAACAGA
This is a messenger RNA of Gigantopelta aegis, 1161 nucleotides long. RefSeq lists its product as uncharacterized. The transcript is spliced from 6 exons. The coding region runs from base 359 to 1126 and encodes 255 amino acids. Gene Ontology annotation, cellular component: cell surface; membrane. The record is from RefSeq and is a predicted model, not a curated record. NCBI's taxonomy places the organism in Eukaryota, Metazoa, Mollusca, Gastropoda, Neomphalida, Peltospiridae.